AGAGUCUCAAGUUCCUGUUGUGUGCUAUCUGUCCAUCUUCCGGCCUGAAAGGGGAGUCAGAGAAAGAAGAAAAGAUGGCAGUUUCUCGGGUGUAGUGGUUGCUGUCAAGCCAAGAGACCUGUCUUGUGGAGUUACAUCACAGUCUGAAGAUACUGCUUCUUUUAAUUUUCUGGCCUGAAAAGAAAUUGAGAGAAAUAGGGAGAAAUGACAGUUUCUCAGUGUUCAGUGACCUAUGAAGAUGUAACAGUGAUAUUCACUCAAGAGGAGUGGACACUAUUAAAUUCUUCAGAGAAGAAACUCUACAGAAAUGUGAUGUGUGAAAACUUUAGAAACAUUCUGUCGAUAGAACAGUUACAAGAGGAUCAUUCCAUCAAAGAGCAGUAUAACCACCAAGGAAGUAAAAGUAAAACAUUCAGUCAAACCGGUGAUCUUCGGCGACAUGAAUGUAAACAGUGUAGGAAAACAUUCAGUUUUCGCAGUAAACUUCAGACACAUGAAAGAACACACAGUGGAGAGAAGCCCUAUGAAUGUAAACAGUGUAGGAAAACAUUCAGUCAAAGCGGUACUCUUCGGAAACAUCAAAGAAUACACAGUGGAGAGAAACCCUAUGAGUGUAAACAAUGUAGGAAAACAUUCAGUGAUAAUAGUGCUCUUCGGAAUCAUGAAAGAACUCACAGUGGAGAGAAGCCCUAUGAAUGUAAACAGUGUAGGAAAACAUUCAGUCGUUCCAGUACUCUUAGGAUACAUGAAAGAUUGCACAGUGGAGAGAAACCCUAUGAAUGUAAACAAUGUAGGAAAACAUUCAGUUUUUCCAGUAAACUUCAGACACAUGAAAGAACGCACAGUGGAGAGAAGCCCUAUGAAUGUAAACAAUGUAGGAAAACAUUCAGUCAAUCUGGUUAUCUUCGGAUACAUGAAAGAACUCACAGUGGAGAGCAUCCCUAUGAAUGUCAACAAUGUAGGAAAACAUUCAGUUUUCCCAGUUUUCUUAGGAUACAUGAAAGAACUCACAGUGGAGAGAAACCCUAUGAAUGUACACAGUGUAGGAAAACAUUCAGUUGUUCCAGUGCUCUUCGUGUACAUAAAAGAAUUCACAGUGGAGAGAAGCCCUAUGAAUGUACACAGUGUAGGAAAACAUUCAGGCAAUCCGGUCAUCUUCGGACACAUGAACGAACUCACAGUGGAGAGAAACCCUAUGAAUGUCAACAGUGUAGGAAAACAUUCAGUGUUUCCCGUUCUCUUUGGCUACAUGAAAGAAUGCACAAUGGCGAGAAGCCCUAUGAAUGUAAACAGUGUAGUAAAACAUUCAGUCGAUCCAGUCAUCUUCGAACACAUGAAAGAAAGCACACUGGAGAGAAGCCCUAUGGAUGUAAACAGUGUAGGAAAACAUUCAGUUGUUCCAGUAGUCUUUGGAGACAUAAAAGAACGCACAGUGGAGAGAAGCCCUAUGAAUGUAAACAGUGUAGUAAAACAUUCAGACAAUCCUGUCAUCUUCAGACACAUGAAAGAUCUCACAGUGGAGAGAAAGUCUUGGAAUGGAAACAAUGUAGUAAAGCCUUUGGUGAUUCCUCUACUCAUCAGGUACUUGAAAGAACUCACAGUGGAGAGCAAGCCUAUGAAUAUAGAUGAUGCAGUGGAACAUUCAGUCAAUUCAGUCAUCUUUAAUCACAAGAAAUAAUGCACAAUGGAGGGAAACCCUAGUAUUAUAGACAAUACAGAAAACCUUUCAGUUCUUCCACUACUCAUAAAGCAUAUGAAAAUAAGCACAUAUACAUGUAGCAACCUGGGUUA
This is a messenger RNA of Erinaceus europaeus (western European hedgehog), 1791 nucleotides long. Its product is annotated as zinc finger protein 709-like. Gene Ontology annotation, molecular function: DNA-binding transcription factor activity, RNA polymerase II-specific; RNA polymerase II cis-regulatory region sequence-specific DNA binding. Gene Ontology annotation, biological process: regulation of transcription by RNA polymerase II. NCBI's taxonomy places the organism in Eukaryota, Metazoa, Chordata, Mammalia, Eulipotyphla, Erinaceidae. The transcript is spliced from 5 exons. The record is from RefSeq and is a predicted model, not a curated record. Bases 205 to 1629 code for a protein of 474 amino acids.